Molecule: messenger RNA, 2295 nt
Organism: Mastomys coucha (southern multimammate mouse)
Lineage: Eukaryota; Metazoa; Chordata; Mammalia; Rodentia; Muridae
Gene: Lman1l
Product: lectin, mannose binding 1 like
Exons: 13
Coding region: 781-2295 (504 amino acids)
Biological process (GO): Golgi organization; endoplasmic reticulum to Golgi vesicle-mediated transport; endoplasmic reticulum organization
Cellular component (GO): Golgi membrane; endoplasmic reticulum membrane; COPII-coated ER to Golgi transport vesicle
Molecular function (GO): D-mannose binding
Source: RefSeq, a predicted model, not a curated record
ACCAAAACAAACAAACAAGUAAACUUCUUUUGUUUUUUAAGAAAACAAAAUUUUAUUAUAUUGUCCUGGCUGGCCUGGUACUUGCUAUGUAACCUAGGCUAGUCUUAUCAAACUCACAGGUGUCCUCCUGCCUCAGCCUUCUGAGUGUUGAGAUACAGGCAUAUGCUACCAUGCCCAGCAGCUUUAUCUUUUAAGAUACCCUUUAUUUAUGGUUGGCUCAGGGGCUCUGGCAGAAGGAGUUAUUGGGUAUGGAGGACAACAGAGGGCCACAGCUAAAGAGAAGGGUGAAGGAAUGCAGGGCUCAGGGGAGAGGGGUCGGAUGAGUAGCCAGAGAGCAGGCUAUGCAUGUGUUUUUAAGGAAGCAGGAUGCAAAGGACUGCCACCCGCAAACACACCAACAGAUGAGGAGGAAAGGCCAGGGCAGUAGGAGAGCAGGUCCUGGCACUGAGCGUUCCUGAGCACCCCAUCCUCUCACCAGCUGAAGGAGCAGAGGAAGAACAGGAAGAUGGCCUAAGCCAAAGAACAGGGACAAAGCUCAAAUUGGCUAGGAGCCCAGGGGAUAGCCAAGGCUUCAGGUGGAGGUGAGGAAGGGUGGGGCCUGAGAUCAGACCUGCAAGAGAAACAGGAUGUGUGUAUUGGGGGGUGGGGAGCAUAGAGCCAAAAGUCUAGAUCCUGGAAGGUCCCAGUGUCUCCCUGCCUGACUGUGUGUGGCAUCCUAUAGCCCAUUGUUGGCCUCACAGCCAGGAUCCGUCCAGGUGCCCAGAACCUAGCUCCUUUGCAAUGCUGGAGACCCGGAGCCUCUCACUUUCCCUCUGUCUCCUUUUCCUACUGCUGGCUCUGCACAGUGCUGAAAGAAGCCAGCCCCAUCCUCAACGCAGGUUUGAGUACAAGCUCAGCUUCAAGGGACCAAGACUGGCAGUUCCUGGGGCUGGAAUACCCUUCUGGAGCCACCACGGAGACGCCAUUCCAGGCCUAGAGGAAGUGCGGCUGGUUCCAUCUAUGAAGAACCGGAGCGGUGCUGUGUGGAGCAAGAUCUCUGUCUCCUUCCCCUCCUGGGAGGUAGAGAUGCAGAUGAAAGUGACUGGACCUGGGCGUCGGGGAGCCCAGGGUGUGACCCUGUGGUACACCAAGGACAGGGAUCAAGUCGGCUCUGUUGUGGAGGGGCUAGCCUCGUGGGAUGGCAUCGGGAUCUACUUCGAUUCCUCCACCAAUGAUGUGCAGAACAGCCCUGCCAUCCGAGUGCUGGCCAGUGAUGGGCAUGACCUCCAGGAGCAGUUUGGGGAUGGAGCUAUCCGGGAGCUUGGCUCCUGUCAUAGGGACUUCAGGAACCGGCCAUUCCCCUUCCGAGCUCGGAUCACCUACUGGAGGCAAAGGCUGCGUGUAUCUUUGAGUGGAGGCCUUACUCCUAAUGACCCUGAAGAGGUCUGUGUUGAUGUGGAGCCCCUGCUUUUAGCCCCUGGAGGCUUCUUUGGGGUCUCAGCAGCUACCAGCACCAUGGCAGAUGACCAUGAUGUCCUGUCCUUCCUGACCUUCAGUUUGAGGGAACCAGGUCCAGAGGAAGCACCCCAGCCAUUCAUGGAAGAGGAGCAGUUGCACCUGGCCAGGAAGCUGGAAGAACUGAAGGCAAGGCUGGCCCUGGGCACCAGAGAGAAUAGCAUACCACCACUGAACUCUGAAGCCCAGGAAGAAGGGGAAAGGUUCUUUAAUCUGGAGGAUACGCUGGGCAGACAAAGCCAGAUCCUGCAGGCCCUCCAGGCUCUCUCCAGGCAGAUGAACCAGGCUGAGAGGCAGUGGAAACAGCAGCUGGGGUCUACAGUCCAAGUCCGGCCUGAGGGAGGCUGGAACACUGCCAAAGUCAGCACCCUGCUCUAUGGACAGCGGACACUGAUCCAGGCCCUGCAAGAGAUGAGGGAAGCAGCUGCCCGGAUGGCUUCAGGAGCACAAGUCUUCUACUUGCCUGUGGGCACUAAGCAUCACUUUUUUGAGCUGGAACAGAUCCUCAGCCUCCUGCAGAAGGAUCUCCGGGGUCUGGUGAAAAAGACAGCCAAGGCCCCCCGCCCAUCUGGCUGGCUCCCAGGAUUCUCCACAUGUCUGCGGACCAGCAUCUUCCUGUUCUUCCUCCUAAUCCAGACUGUAGGCUUCUUCUGCUACAUGAACUUCAGCAGGCAGAAGCUGGACAAGAGGUUUCAGGAGUACCUGUCCACAGGAAGCCUUUCUCUAGAGCCUGCAUUACCCAUCCCUAGGACAAUAGGGGUUCUGAGGAGACAACCCAUCUCCCCCAGCAUGCAAGCCUGA